CUUGAGUCCCGCCCCGACAGUCUGAGCCAUCUUGUAUUUAGCAAAGAACAAAAACCGGAGUGAGAAAGCAGCCGGAGCUCGGGACGGGACGGGGCGCUGAGAACAGGGCUGGUUUUAACAGUAUAUCGUUCAUUAAGGUCCGGUGUAACGGAACAGCAUGCUGAGGAGCAGCGGAGUGAAGAGGAACAUCAACAGCAGCCACACCCAGAACAACACAGACUAACGGGAGAGAACAGGAGCUAGCAGAGCUAAGCUAAGCUAAGCUAGUUAGCUCCGGCUAGCAGCGGAGGAGAGGACCGGACACCGAGCAGCUCAACCUAAAGAGAGGAGACCGCUCAUUCGUUUCACCGCCGGAACUCUGGUGUAAAUGGACCCGACUUGGUGUUGAUCCAGCCGGAGAGAGGAGAACCGGGCUUUAACCCUCUAACCCUGACCCGGGCUAUGAGGACAGAGGCUCGGUAGCUCUGCUGCUAACAGAUUGUCUGCUGGUUCCGGAGAGGAACCACAAUCAGCCGCGGCCCUGGCCAUGCCCUCGAGUGCACGGGCGGGCAAUCUGAAAGACCCCGAGGUGGCAGACCUCUUCUGCAAAGAUGACCCGGAUAAGCUGUUCGCGGACCUCCGUGAGAUCGGUCACGGCAGCUUCGGAGCCGUUUACUUUGCCCGAGAUGUGCGCAACAAUGAGGUGGUGGCCAUUAAGAAAAUGUCGUACAGCGGCAAGCAGACAAACGAGAAAUGGCAGGACAUCAUUAAAGAGGUAAAGUUCCUGCAGAAACUUCGCCACCCGAACACCAUCGAGUACCGAGGAUGUUACCUGAAGGAGCACACGGCGUGGCUGGUGAUGGAGUAUUGCCUCGGCUCGGCCUCAGACCUACUCGAAGUUCACAAAAAGCCGCUCCAGGAAAUAGAAAUAGCUGCUAUUACCCAUGGUGCACUGCAGGGAUUAGCAUAUCUUCACUCUCACAACAUGAUUCACAGGGACGUGAAAGCAGGAAACAUCCUGCUGACGGAGCCCGGCCAGGUCAAACUGGGGGACUUUGGUUCUGCUUCCAUCGUGGCUCCGGCCAACUCCUUCGUAGGGACGCCCUACUGGAUGGCUCCAGAGGUGAUCUUGGCGAUGGAUGAGGGCCAGUAUGACGGCAAAGUGGACGUCUGGUCGCUGGGCAUCACCUCCAUAGAGCUGGCGGAGAGGAAGCCCCCACUGUUCAAUAUGAAUGCUAUGAGUGCCUUAUAUCACAUCGCUCAGAAUGAAAGCCCCAUACUUCAGUCCAAUCACUGGUCUGAUUCCUUCCGCAACUUUGUUGACUCCUGCCUACAGAAGAUUCCCCAGGACCGGCCUACCUCGGACGUGCUGCUGAAUCACCGCUUCUUGUGCCGCGAGCGUCCGUUGACGGUGAUCAUGGACCUGAUCGCACGAACCAAGGAUGCAGUAAGAGAGCUGGACAACCUGCAGUACCGCAAGAUGAAGAAGAUCCUGUUCCAGGAGACCCAGCAGAACGGCCCCGUGUCCGAGGGAGGGGAGGAUGAGGAGGAGGUGGAGCAGUACCUGUUGCGGACCGGCACAGUCAACAGCAUGGAGAGCUCCCAGUCGGUGCCCAGUAUGUCCAUCUCGGCCAGUUCUCACAGCAGCUCGGUCAACAGUCUGGCCGACGCCUCCGACGACAGCAGCAACGAGAUGGCCAUGAUGCAGGAGGGCGAGCACACCGUCACCUCCAACAGCUCCAUCAUCCACCGACCCACGGGUCAGGAUAACAUCUACGAUGACCCCUACCAGCCAGAGAUGGACCAACCACAGGCUCCCUCAGCUGGACGCCGUCGAGCCUACUACCGCAACCGUGACCACUUCGCCACCAUCCGAACCGCCUCCUUGGUGACCCGUCAGAUCCAGGAACACGAGCAGGGCUCGGCGCUGCGAGAGCAGAUGUCCGGCUACAAGCGUAUGAGGCGGCAGCACCAGAAGCAGCUGAUGGGGCUGGAGAACAAGCUGAAGGCGGAGAUGGACGAGCACCAGCUGAAGCUGGACAAAGAGCUGGAGAACCAGAGGAACAGCUUCUCCACCGAGGCCGACAAGCUGUGCAAGAAGCACCAGGCCAUCCUGGAGAAAGAGACGAAAGCAGCUCUGACAGAAGAGAAGAAGUUCCAGCAGCACAUUCUGGGCCAGCAGAAGAAAGAACUGACCAGUUUACUGGAGUCCCAGAAACGCCAGUACCGCCAACGCAAGGAUCAGCUGAAAGAGGAGCUGAACGAGAACCAGUCGACUCCGAAGCGGGAGAAGCAGGAGUGGCUGAUCCGUCAGAAGGAGUGUCUGCAGCAGAUGCAGGCGGAGGAGGAGGCCAGCCUGCUGCGGAGGCAGAGGCAGUACUACGAGCUGCAGUGUCGCCAGUACAAGAGGAAGAUGCUGCUUGCUCGCCACAACCUGGAGCAGGACCUUCUCAGAGAGGACCUGAACAAGAAGCAGACCCAGAAGGAUCUGGAGUGCGCCAUGCUGCUGCGGCACCACGAGUCCACCCAGGAGCUGGAGUUCAGGCAGCUGGGCUCGGUGCAGCGGACCCGGGCCGACCUGAUCCGAACGCAACACCAGACCGAACUGACCAACCAGAUGGAGUACAACAAGCGCCGCGAGCAGGAGCUGCGACAGAAACACGCCAUGGAGGUCCGGCAGCAACCCAAGAGCCUCAAGUCCAAAGAGAUGCAGAUCAAGCGUCAGUUCCAGGAGACCUGUAAAAUCCAGACUCGUCAGUACAAAGCCCUGAGGAACCACCUGCUGGAGAGCACUCCCAAAUCCGACCACAAGGCCGUCCUCAAACGCCUCAAAGAGGAGCAAACACGUAAGCUGGCCAUCCUGGCCGAGCAGUACGACCACUCCAUCAACGACAUGCUGUCCACACAGGCUGUGAGUAAGCUGCGUCUGGACGAGACCCAGGAGGCGGAGUACCAGGUGCUGAGGAUGCAGCUGCAGCAGGAGCUGGAGCUGCUCAACGCCUACCAGAGCAAGAUCAAGAUCCACACCGACACCCAGCACGAGAGGGAGGUCAAGGACCUGGAGCAGAGGGUGUCCAUCCGCCGGGCGCUGCUGGAGCAACGGAUCGAGGAGGAGAUGCUCUCUCUGCAGAACGAACGUUCGGAGCGAAUCCGGACUCUGCUGGAGCGCCAGGCUCACGAGAUCGAGGCCUUCGACUCGGAGAGCAUGCGUCUGGGCUUCAGCAACAUGGCGCUGAGCGGCAUCCCGGCCGAGGCCUUCAACCAGGGCUACCCGACCCCCAGCCCCUCCUCGGGCUCCAGCGGCUGGCCCUCCCGGCCCGUCCCCCGCUCGGGCAGCCACUGGAGCCACAGCGUGCAGAACUCGGUGGCGACUCCGUCCUGGCGCAGCCAGAACCACGGCGGAGGAGGCUUCAGCCGCGCCGAGUCCAUCACCUCCUCCCACGGCCUCGGCAGGGACAGCGAGCUGCACAAGAGCAGCAGGGGCCACCCCUCUUCUUCCUCCUCCUCCUCCCACUCCUCCCACUCCUCCCACUCCUCCCACCACCAUCACCAGCAGCACCAGCAGCACUACCUCCCUCAACACUACCAGCACCACCAGAGCACGCCGCAGCUCUACCGCGAGAGCCACGACAGCAGGGAGCGCGACCGGGCCAGGGAGUGGGUGGGAGGAGGCGGCCACUACCCCCAUCACUCCCAGGUCCACCACCACCACCACCUCGCCACCCAUGCCUCCUCCCAGUCCUUGGCUCUCCUGCCUCCCCCGCCGCCACCUCCCCCCAUCUCCCUGUCCUCCUCCUCCCCGCCCUCCUCCGCCUCUUCUUCUUCGUCGUCGCAGGGAGGCUACGGCGGCGGGGGGGGCCUGAGCAUCAGGGGCCCCAGCCUGAUGGCGCUCAGGAACAGCCCCCAGCCUCUGAGGAGGACGGCCUCCGGAGGGCCGGGCGGCGGCGGGGGGAGCGACGGAGGGCUCAGCCGCAGCACAUCGGUCACUUCUCAUAUUUCUAACGGCUCGCACCUCUCCUACUCAUGAAACCGCCCGACUUCUCCUCCUCUCUGAUCUGAUCUGAGAUCUGUCGUUCUGCUUCCUUAAAGGAAAACAACAGAAGAAGAACGAAGCCAAUUAAAAAGAAAGAGAGAGAGUUUUUAGCGUAUUUUAAGCCGGAGCAAAUCUAUCGUUAAAAAUCCCCCCAAUUUGAAGUGUAAAUUUGUCUCCUUUCUUGACGUGUUCGGGGACUUUAAAUGUUCCUGAUGCACCGGAGAAGAAAGAGAGGAAACCUUUUAGUUCUGACGUCACUACAGAGAAACACGACGAGUAUUAAAGAUCACUGUUAACCUCUUCCACGCGUUAAAGAGUUGCACAGUAACAGUGACAAAACAAAAAUGAGCCAUGUGCUGCAAAAUGAAGUCGAACUGUGACAAGAAUUAGUGAAUUAGUUCAUUUUGUGACGCGUUGAAUCUGUCGCGCAGUGUUGACGGUUUAAAUUCUGGUUUUCAUCGACAGGUGUGGAGCUUCCACUCGGCUAGCGGUGCUUUCAAAAACCGCUGUAAACAUGUAAAUAACGGUCAAUUGUAAACCCCGUUUUUUUUUUUUGUAAGUGUUUCAUACGUUCAGCGGGGAGGGGGGGGGGGUCAUCCAGGGGGAGAUUUCUUGAAAACACAUUUCUUUUUAUUUGUAGUGAUAAACUAAGAUUCUGUAUUAGACAAUUAAAGAAAACACUGCCAUCUCUUUGUUGGGCUGACCUGAGACAACUCUACCACUGCCCUUUGAUUCAGUCCUCUUAAAGGAACAGGCGCACACGUUGGAGACGUUUGAGCUUGUUUGCUGUCUUAAUUAGAGUCAGAGAUAAUUAGUUAUUAAUCAACGUUAUCCUCCCAACAACUUCAAAACUGUCCCGUUUACAUGCAGGAAUAAAGACGUUAAAGCUCAACUAACGACUUUUCUGCAAAAUCAGUUGAGAAACUGUUAAUAAGAUAAAAGUGUAUUUAUUUAAGCAGCACAUGUCGGACACAAAGUGCUUUACAUAACAUGCAAAACAAAUAAGAAAGUUUAUAAAAGAAAAGAAAGAAGGAAGGGAUGUGUAAGGAACUUAAUUAACAUUACUGCCAUAAAGUAAUCCUGCUUGUUGGUUCUUAACUUUUACUUCAACGUCACUCAACAUGCUCCACAUUUGAACUUUUAUUUUGUAUUCUUUGGGCAAUUUUUUCACCUUUUUUAUUAGAAAGAAAACCAGAGAGAAAUGACAGAAAAUGAGCCCCACUAGAAUCCCUUAUUUAACACAUUUAAUCAUAUACAAGAUUUUACUUUCUUUGUUUUCUCCACACAAUCUGAAAAAGAUGAAUUGAGCCUUUAAAUAAACACAUGACAGUUUUUCCUCACAAAAACAUUUUGCGAAAGUUUGGAGCUUUAUUUAACCUCCUUCAUGACGAGCUAGUAUGACAUGGUUAUUACUGAUGGAUUCAUCAGGUUUUAUA
Molecule: messenger RNA, 5448 nt
Organism: Sebastes umbrosus (honeycomb rockfish)
Lineage: Eukaryota; Metazoa; Chordata; Actinopteri; Perciformes; Sebastidae
Gene: taok2a
Product: TAO kinase 2a
Exons: 20
Coding region: 527-4006 (1159 amino acids)
Biological process (GO): protein phosphorylation
Molecular function (GO): protein kinase activity; ATP binding
Source: RefSeq, a predicted model, not a curated record